Messenger RNA from Drosophila busckii, 607 nucleotides. RefSeq names its product selenoprotein BthD. The record is from RefSeq and is a predicted model, not a curated record. The coding region runs from base 65 to 481 and encodes 138 amino acids. NCBI's taxonomy places the organism in Eukaryota, Metazoa, Arthropoda, Insecta, Diptera, Drosophilidae. The transcript has a single exon.
AUUGUCAAGCAGACAGACACAAAAAAGUUUAAACAAAAUUUCAUAAAAUUCAUGUUCAUUCAUUAUGCCAAAAAAGAAACACAAAAUUGUCGAUUGGGCAGCUGAUGAGAACUUUACCAAAGAACGCAGUAUCUUUUUCAUAGAGCACACAUACGAGUGCAACAUCUUUCAAACAAAGGCCGAUGAGUGCUUGAGCUUCUUUCAGGACCGCAUACCGGAGCGUCAGUUUGCGCUGAUGCGCAACAAGAAUGGCAAGCAGGUGCCACGCGAUGGAGCCUUCGAGAUUGGCUUUGCGCAAAAUGCACGCACAUCGCAGCAUGUGAUAUGGUCGGGUCUGGACAGAGGGCCGCCGCGACGCGAUAAGUUUCCGCGCAACUAUGAGGAUCUCUAUCCGGAUGUGCAACGUGUGCUCAAGAAAUUCUAUCCGGAUAAGGCGGUGGGCAUGGCCGAUGACGACGAGGAUGAGGAGGAGCGAGAAUAACGCAGGAAAUCAGCAAAAACGGAAACAGCGCAGAUGAACAAUGGCGCGGCAUUAAAAAUCAUGAAUUUUAUGAAUUUAUUUUUUUUCUUUUGGAUAACAAUAACAUAUUUCCAUAACAAUGCAAAA